AUGGACGAUGGAGAGGCUAUGCACAUCUUUGAUAUGGAAGGGAUUGUUGGUAAAGACUUAGUUAUUGAAGACCCAAUGACUUCUUCUAGCCAUGCCAAAAAGGAACCUAAAAAAAGAGGGAAAGAAAAGGAACAGAAAAGUUCUGAAGCUCACGAGGUGGAAUUAUUAAUAAGGCGAAAACGAGAAGAGGUGCUUUCCUCGCCAUCGGAUUACACCAUAUACCGAGUACCUAAGACAUUGUUCCAAGAAAAGUCAGAAGCCUACGUACCUCACAGGGUUUCCAUUGGCCCUAUCUACCAUGGUUGGCAACACUUACAACCCAUGGAAGCACAUAAGAUGCAGUACUUGGAAAAGUUUCUGAACCGCAAAUCUGGAGCAGCCACAAACUUGUGUGAUUACAUUAAAGCCGUGAGAGAAUUGGAAGGAAGAGCUUACCAAUGUUAUCCAGAUUUGAAAAUUGAUAGAAACAGCUUUGUCACGAUGAUGGUGGUGGAUGGUUGUUUCAUACUUGAGCUACUACUACAACAAAUGGAAGACCGCCAAACUCUAUCGGAGCAGAAGUGGAGUGUUGUAUUUUUACAGGACCUGAUUAUGCUUGAAAAUCAGCUUCCAAUCUUUGUUCUUGAGGCAUUAUAUAAGGUCUUCAUUAAUGGGGAUGAUGUUGAUGAUGAUAAUACAUGGACCCUCUAUGGUCUUAUGUGUAACUACUUUGUACCUGAACUUUUGAUCAUACUAGGCAAAGAAGACAAAAUCAAUUGCACCUCUCGUGACAUUCAAAAAUUAGAACCACCAGAAGCAGUAGCGGAAAAACCAAAGAAUUUGCUUGAUUUUGUACGACAAUUUCUCAUCCAACCACUUCCAAUCUUUUGUAUACAGCAGCCGCCGCCGCCGGCGGAUGAUCAGAAGUGUUUUUCAGAUUUGGUACCAGCUGCAUGCGCCCACGUCCGGUUGUGCGGGUUGUGCCUAGGGAGUCAGGAUCCUAUAGAUGAGGAAGAUUAUCCUUUACUGAUACCCGAUAAGAAGAUAGAACAUAUCCGGUGUGCGACGGAGCUGGAGAAGGCCGGUGUCAAUUUCGAGAAGACGAAGCUGAGAAGCUUGCGGGACAUAAAAUUCAAAAACGGAGUUUUGACAAUCCCAUGUAUAACAAUUCACUAUGGAACAGACGUUAUCCUCCGAAACCUUAUCGCCUACGAACAAUAUAUUGAAGAGUUUAGUUAUAUUACAGAGUAUGUAGCUUUCAUGGAUGGCCUUAUCGAUUCUCCUCAGGAUGUGGAAUUGCUGCAGAAGAAUGGAAUCAUUGUGACCUUGUUCGGUGACCCAAGUGAUGUGGCUCGACUAUUUAACAAUCUUCUCAAAGAUGUUACGGUACCUUUUUAUUUUACCGUUAAUGUCCGCCAUAAAGUGAAAGAGUAUUACAAUAUGAGAUGUCACAAAUGGAAGGCAAGCCUGAUGCGCAACUAUUUCAAUUCUCCAUGGUCCUUCAUAUCAGUUGUUGCUGCUAUUAUUCUCAUCGCCUUCACCAUUAUACAGACCAUUUAUGCUGUUUUAGCUUAUCAUCAUCAUUAG
Messenger RNA from Macadamia integrifolia, 1566 nucleotides. Its product is annotated as UPF0481 protein At3g47200-like. The transcript has a single exon. Lineage: Eukaryota; Viridiplantae; Streptophyta; Magnoliopsida; Proteales; Proteaceae. The coding region runs from base 1 to 1566 and encodes 521 amino acids. The record is from RefSeq and is a predicted model, not a curated record.